GCUACCCGGUUCAUCUUUUUACAAAAAUUGCUGAUGCACCACCGUUUGGGCUAUUGCUGGAUUUGCCCUGGCUGACACCAUUUCUAGCAUCAUCUCUCUCGUUCUGCCCUUAUCAAGCUCGCUUCAUCCACCAUCCCCUCAAACCCGAUCACAGCGAGUUUUCUGAAUCCACAAAAAUGUCAUCAAUCACUUCUCCGGGCCUUUCCUCGUCUUCUCUCACUCGCUCAUCCGCUGGAUUCCACCCCAAGUUCCCCUGCCGGCUGCCAUCUCCGCCCAGGCCCAACUCUGCUAAAUUUCACACCCCCAUCCGCACUCCGUCCUCUCGCAAGUCCCUCACCGUCGCUUCCGGCGCCACCUCUGCGCCAGAUUCUCCACAGCCAAAAGAGGGGGUUUAUACAGUUGGCGACUUCAUGACCAGAAAGGAAAAGUUACUCGUAGUGAAGCCAUCCACAUCUGUAGAUGAAGCACUAGACGCUCUUGUAGAAAACAGAAUUACUGGUUUUCCUGUGAUAGAUGAUGAGUGGAAGCUGGUGGGUGUUGUUUCUGAUUAUGACUUAUUGGCACUGGAUUCUGUAUCAGGCUUGAGCUGUUCUCCAUCUGGAAGAGCAGAUGCAGGCAUGUUCCCAGAAGUUGAUAGCAGUUGGAAAACAUUCAAUGAAGUACAAAUGUUGCUUAGCAAAACCAAUGGGAAAGUAGUUGGUGACUUGAUGACACCUGCUCCAUUAGUGGUGCGUGAAUCCACUAAUCUAGAGGAUGCAGCAAGGUUACUGUUGAAAACAAAAUAUCGCAGACUUCCUGUUGUAGAUUCUGACGGUAAGCUGGUUGGAAUUCUCACCAGAGGAAAUGUCGUACGAGCUGCUCUUAAAAUAAAACGGUCAACGGAAAUGCAGAUCUAAAAUCAUGCAAGAAAAUUCAGCUUCCAAAGCCUGUAAGUACAGUGAUACAUCAAAGCAUGAACCCUACAUUUCUAAAUUAUAACUGCAAAGUCAUGCGGAUUAGCUUAUAUGUAGGGACCUCGCUGAAAUUGUGUUUAUAAUAACAAUAUUAUCUGUGAUUUAGCUCAAAUGCUAGGAUUGAUUGGGUUUGGCUGGUUGAUUAUCUAGUUGAGCCUGUUUUUUCCUAGAUUUGUUUCAAAAUUAUUCGAGUUUAUUUCGAGUCUUGUCGUAAUUCUCUGAGAUUGG
Molecule: messenger RNA, 1181 nt
Organism: Cuscuta campestris
Lineage: Eukaryota; Viridiplantae; Streptophyta; Magnoliopsida; Solanales; Convolvulaceae
Source: the annotation of a GenBank genome assembly